AUGGCUGACUCGGAUUUUGAAGAGAUUCGCCGCCUCCAGGCGGAGCGCAACGCGGCAAAGGCCGGAAAGCCUGGUUCAAAAACUUUUGAUCCUACCUCGCAGCGUGAAUCUUCCAAACAAUCUUUGACAGACACAUUCGAUACGACCCUUUACGACCGCGCUGGCGGUGACAAGUUCGCUGGAUACAACACUUCCAUUCCUGUAAAUGAAGAAGAUGAUGAUGUGGAUAUGGCUGGCGGUGACGGCACACGCAGGUUGGUUGGCCAGUAUACAGCCUCUAAAGAGCUAUUAAAUGAGUUUGCUGGCGCCGGCGAUGACGACACCGAUCUCAUGAUUUCAAAGGCAAAGGGCGCCCAGAUCGCCGACAGAGAGACCGACUACCAAAAGCGAAGGUUUCAAAGACAGUUGACGCCAACACGAAAAGACGCGUUCAAGGAAGAUGGCGAGGGUCGAAGCUAUAGGGAGGUCAUGCAGGAGAAGGAAAUUGAAAGGGAGGAGGAAAGAGUUAGGCGGAAAAUAGAGGAAUCAAUGAAAAAAGAGGGAAACGGAGCUGACCGGAUGGAAGGUGUCGAGUACAAAGCAAGCCUAAAAGAAGAAUCGGACAGAGAGAGCUCUGCAACUGAUGGUACAAGGAAGAGGAAGAAGCGAUGGGAUGUAGCAGGCGACGAAGGUGCCGUGGCGAUCAAGGAAGAAGAUUCCAAGAAGCCACGAGCAAGCAGAUGGGACAUUGCAGCUGCUCCAGAUGCAACACCAGUGGUAAAGCGCUCUCGAUGGGAUCAAGCUCCAUCUCUUACUGCUGCUACACCUGUUGGAAACCAGGGACUUGUGACUCCCAUGCACCCAUCUGUUUCUGCUACCCCUGUUCCUCACAUGCCUCUUACUUUUGGACAUGGAGACAGGAAUGCGCCUCUAUCAGAUGAAGAGCUCGAUGAGAUGUUGCCUAGCGAAGGUUAUAAAAUUCUUGAACCCCCGCCGGGAUACGCUCCGAUCCGUACACCAGCAAGGAAGCUUAUGUCCACGCCGGCACCAAUGAACUCCACAGGCAUCGGUGGCUUUAUGAUGCAGGAACCUGAGAAUGCCAGGAUCCUCGGGAAGCAGAUGCCUGCGGAUAUUCCGGGGGUCGGCGAUCUUCAAUUCUUCAAGCCAGAGGAUAUGGCCUACUUUGGGAAGCUUGUUGACGGUGGUGAUGAGAAUGCGAUGACUGUUGAGGAGUUGAAGGAGAGGAAGAUCAUGCGUCUUCUUCUCAAGGUCAAGAAUGGAACACCUCCCAUGCGAAAGACAGCAUUACGUCAACUCACUGAUAACGCCCGCCAAUUUGGCGCAGGUCCGCUGUUUAACCAAAUUCUGCCUCUGCUUAUGGAGAAGACGCUCGAGGAUCAGGAACGUCAUUUAUUGGUGAAGGUCAUCGAUCGUAUCCUUUAUAAGCUCGAUGAUCUUGUUAGGCCGAUUACUAUGCGCGUGUUGAAGGCCGCGAGAUUAUCAGCAAUUUGUCGAAGGCUGCCGGUCUAG
Molecule: messenger RNA, 1509 nt
Organism: Morchella importuna
Lineage: Eukaryota; Fungi; Ascomycota; Pezizomycetes; Pezizales; Morchellaceae
Exons: 4
Coding region: 1-1509 (502 amino acids)
Biological process (GO): spliceosomal complex assembly
Cellular component (GO): U2-type prespliceosome; U2 snRNP; catalytic step 2 spliceosome
Molecular function (GO): mRNA binding
Source: RefSeq, a predicted model, not a curated record